This is a messenger RNA of Leptomonas pyrrhocoris, 2534 nucleotides long. RefSeq lists its product as hypothetical. Lineage: Eukaryota; Euglenozoa; Kinetoplastea; Trypanosomatida; Trypanosomatidae. The coding region runs from base 204 to 2534 and encodes 776 amino acids. The transcript has a single exon. The record is from RefSeq and is a predicted model, not a curated record.
AGUAAAGACAGCUGCGACACAGACGACGGGCACUCAUAGACGAGUAACUAGAACGGCGAACGCGCGCUGAAGAAGGGCGCCGUUUUCUACCUACGCAGCUACCACAACACAGCAUUUGCAAAGUAAAAAAGAGAAAAAAUAUAUUAGAACCAACAUCAACGAAGAGCUUUCACUUCCCAUUAGAUUGAGACACCACAUAGAUCAUGUCCAACACAGAAAUUGCCUUCUUUGUGUUCCCUACGGGUGUUGGGGAGGAAGACGUGCGUGUCCGCGGAGAAGUUCCGGUUCUGCCCACCGCCGUCGCCGACACCGCAUCGACGUUGUCCACCGCUGUCGACGCAGUCCCGAUGACCUCUCCGCCGCCGCCUGAACUGCUGCCUUUAGAGCUGCGCGCAAGGCACGUUCGCUUCGAAAGCGUGCCGUCUCCUACCACCCUCAAUGGAGCAGCUGCAUCCAGUCCGCAGGGUCACCACACGGCGGUCAACGGGGCGGUGAUUUCGUUGACUUCCUCCUCGUCUGCAGCUGCUGCAACGACCGCCACCACCGCUACUGUCAGUGCCACAUCCGCGGCGCCAUCCACUGAGCUGACGAUCCGCAUGCACUACAUGGCCGCGAGCUACCUGAGCGAGUUGCAGCGAGGAGCUGCCCUGGCGAGGCGCUUGUCGUCUUCAUCUUUUACAGUAUCUUCAUCGGGCAGCUUACUUUCUUCUCUUGGUGGCUAUGUGCAGCUUGCGGGCGGACAGCGUUGUUACUAUGUCUGCCCCAUUGAGGACGGUCGUUAUCUCGCCGCAGCCUGUCUUCCUUUUGGUGUCUGGCACCAACUUGGCGGCGGCGACGGCGCGGCUUACACGGACUUCCUCGUUCGCACCGCACUGACCGGCACAGCACUCUCACCGAGUGCAUUCCGGAAGGGGAGCACGGCGGAGAUGGUGUGCUACGCGUCACUGCACACGCGGCUCGCCAGCAACCCCCAACUGGUACAGCAGAGCAUGGCCGCGCGUGUGAAGCGUAUCGCACACGUUAGCAAAGCAGUGGCCUUCCAUCCGCACCGCUAUGCAGCUCGUGUGGCCGCCCUCCACCGCCUGUGCCGCGAGGGUGUUUCAUCGUUGCGGACACACCCGCGACUGGCGCAGCGAGUAGAGGAGCUCAUGCGAGCUGCCACAGGCCCCACGAGCACCGCUUCGCUGCGUGGCGUGAUGCCGACCAUGGGGCUGACCAAAUCGGAGCAUCGAUACGUGCUGGCUGCGUCGUCGUUGUGGUACCGCGGCCACCCACUUUACACGAGCCUGACAGCCUCCGGUGCGCAGUUGCGCUCGGCUGCCUUAUCGGUGCUGCUCGAGGAGUUGGAGAAACUGAGCUGCACAGGAGAGGACGUAUCCUAUCAGGGGUCGGACAGCACCCCUGCGAGCGUGACAGCGCAGUGCUUCUGUGUCGGGUGGAGUGGACACAACGCUUCAUCAGCCCGCCCAACGGCAAGUGGGUACGUCAGCCAACCCACGCGGACCGGCCCAGCACCAUCACCAUCACGCCGCACAGAACACGCAGCCACCGCGGCGCAGCCGUGUGUCGUGUCGAUGGCCUUCACCUCGUCCGCCGGUUGGACCGUCGCGUUGUUGCUGCAACCGAUGCGCACGCCCUAUCUCGGCACUCCCCUGUCGACCAUCUUCACCGGUGUGCAGACUCUUGUGACGGACACCUUCGCGGACGACGGCUUCGUCCGCUUCGUGCGGGAGGCGACGGCGGCGCUGCGCAGCACGUGGCGGCGACCGGUUCACCUUCUCUCUCCGCUCGCCGCGCAGCUCGAGACGGCUGUGAUGGCCAUUCGGGUCGGGCAGCGUCCGCUAGGUGCCGUUGCGGCGCCCGAUAAAGUGCUCUACUUCCUGGACGUUGCAGCAGCGGCAGCGGCUCAGCUUGCGUCGAAGGCGACGUCAUCGUCUUCACCCUUCUCCCGGUGCGCCUCUCCGUUCGCAGCGCUGCGCUUGACAAGCAAACAGAAUAAGAUGGACAAGCAGCGCAAGGCGUCGUUCAUCGCCUCCUACGCGGCGGCGCAGCGAAGUCGCAGUCUCGGCGACACAGACGACUGCCCCCCUUACGCGACGAUGCCCACAAACACGUCGGAUACUAAGAACAAUCAAAGUACCAGCGGAUGCUUUCCACGCUGUGUGGAGGCGGUCGUGCAGGCUGCCGCGCGUUAUGUGCACCUCGCCGCUCAAAUACAAAGGUGCAGCCAACGCCAGGGGCGAGGAGUUCGGCCGACCCUGCCCUCUCACGGUGCAGCGCCACCACUCCUGCUGCAGCAUCAACGACGUUCGCAGGCAGUGUUUUCUGUUGUAGCGGAGAAGGACACGGUGAUACUCGUAAAGGCAGUGCCGUCCUGCGGCGGAGGCGGCACCAGUGGUGUUCUCUUACCGUUCAGUAAAGCGCAGCGCUCGGUACUGUAUGUAGUGGUGGAGCUGGAGAAGAAGAAGAUGCCUGCGUCGGCUCACGAUGAGUUACGCGCCUUUGCCUCGUGGGUCCUUGCACGGUGUCUGUGA